This is a messenger RNA of Colletotrichum aenigma, 954 nucleotides long. RefSeq names its product Delta(6)-protoilludene synthase (gene PRO1). Bases 1 to 954 code for a protein of 317 amino acids. The transcript has a single exon. The record is from RefSeq and is a predicted model, not a curated record. Lineage: Eukaryota; Fungi; Ascomycota; Sordariomycetes; Glomerellales; Glomerellaceae.
AUGGCACAAACUUACAACGACAAGAUGAAUUACGAUAUGAUAUUCAUCAACAGGGGAGUAGAUACUAUGGUCACUAUCCCCGACUUUUUGGCCCGUUGGCCGGCCGAAAAAGGAUGGCCUUGGCGAGUAGAGCUGCACCCAGAUUCCGAAAGCAUCAAAAGCGAGGCCGAGACAUGGAUGCGGUCCUUCUCCGGAAUUCCGGCAAACUUCAUCAACAAGAUCAUCGCCGCCAGCUUCCCCGAGAUAGCUUGUAUCAACUAUGCGCACAUGGACACGGCUUCUUGCCUUCUAGCUGCACAGGUGAUGCUUCUGUUCUUUGUCAUCGAUGAGACGACGGAUACCAGGGACGAAGAAGAAGUCCGAAGGCAGUGCUCAAUAGUCAAGGACGCAUUCUACUUUUCGGGUGCUGCCCACAAGAAGCCAAAGUCCUCAGAGCAGCUGUCAUCUUUGGAGCUCAUGGCGAAAGAUGUUGCCGAGAGAUACCUCGAGAUAGGCACCAAGGAGUCUUGGCAACUCUUCAGGGACUUGUUCAAUGAUUACUUGGACGGCGUCGUUGAGGAGGCGGGCCUUCGCCGCAGGCUGCCCGCACUACCCAGCCGGAAUGAGUACAUGACCGUGCGUCAGAAAACGAUCGGCAUGUACCCGAGCAUAGCGUUUCUUCUGAUCAAGUGCGAGGUGCGGCGCGAGUCUUGGGAGGAGCCUACGAUUCAGUCUCUCAUGAACAUGUGCUUCAGAAUUAUCAUCAACCAGAAUGAUAUGUACAGCUUCGACAAAGAGCAGGCCAAGGGCGAGGACAGCCAUAAUGGUGUCAGGAUCAUGAUGAACGAGUUCGAUAUUGGAGUACAAGAAGCCAUGGAUCGACUCGGGGCGGAGACCCGGGAGCUUGUCAGCACCUUUAUCGACUUGUCUGAGAACAUGCCCACUACAGAAACGAUGAAGGACUACGAACACUAG